AUAAGUAAGCGUGGGGCUGACCGGUCUGCUUUAGUUUCUUCUUUCUUAUCUCAAUUAUCAAACACACUACUGUUGUCAUCCCCUAUGGCUAUAUAUAAGCGAACGCCCAGCAGCCUCAGUGCCCAUAGCAGCAGCAGCUGGUGUAGUACUCUUUAACAAAGAGAGAAAUUAAACACAUACAGCUCAGCAACUAUACAGAGAUAUGGCGGUUGGUCAGCAGGCAGCAGCAGGAGCAGCUAAGUCCUCUCUGAGUAUCUUCUGUGUUACCCUCUUGCUAAUUUCUACUCAGCUGCUGAUUCAAUCCCCCACAGUGCUUGCAGCUCCACCAGCUUUAGUAUCGUCGCAGCAGUCAAUAAAAGAAGAGAAGGUCGUGAUCGACAACAUUAAUAGUAGAAAGAUGCAUGGGGGGCUUAAGGACAAUAAAGGUACUCGCUCGACAUCUGAUGGAUGUGGAGCACUAGAUGCAAUAGGUCCUGGAGAUGCAAACGACCGAGCACGUCUUGGAAAUCCAUACAUAGGAGGUCCUGGAAUUCAUCGAGGUCCUUGCCUACCGGGUAGAGGGCACAAGAACCGUCGUAUACACCCUUAAGCUGAAUGAUAUCAGAUGCACAAUUACACAGAGUCAAUAAUUAUUUGGCUUAUUAAUCUUUCCUAAUUUGUGAAUUACUCUUAAAGUGAUGUUACUGUCAGAUUGUUUUAAUGUUUAAUUAGCUCGCUAGUAAUUAGAAGAUAUAAAUGUCUAUGUUUGUAUGUGUGUGCUUGAUCAUAUAGUAUAUGAAUAUGUAAAAUUGAUGCACCUUUUGUACGAUGAGAUGUUUUGUGCUAAUAAAUUUCUAUUUUCAUC
This is a messenger RNA of Malania oleifera, 844 nucleotides long. RefSeq lists its product as uncharacterized. The record is from RefSeq and is a predicted model, not a curated record. The transcript has 2 exons. The coding region runs from base 203 to 589 and encodes 128 amino acids. NCBI's taxonomy places the organism in Eukaryota, Viridiplantae, Streptophyta, Magnoliopsida, Santalales, Ximeniaceae.